AUGGCGGGCAGUAGUCCUGCUGUAGAGCUCCCAGAGAUUGUCUCUGGCAGAGCGCAAUUGCCAAUUGUUGAGCAUCACACCAAGCUAGAUGCUGUGAAUCGAGAAAUGGCCGAUCAAGCUACACGCAUGGAACAUGAUGUCUCUACUUGGCAAGCUCUCAGAAUGCAUCGAGCCGGGGCACUUUGGUCAGUGUUCUUUUCGCUGUGUAUCAUCAUGCGAGCGUACGACAUCGAGAUCACUGGCAACUUUUAUGCCCUGCCGGCAUUUCAAAAACAUUUCGGCCAAAAGUCCCCUGGAGGUGGCUAUCAAAUUCCAACGCAAUGGCAAGUGGCAAUGUCUAUGGGGCCUAUAGUAGGACAAGUUGUCGGGGCCUGGGCAUGUGCUAUUCCAAUGGAUCUGAUAGGACGAAGAAGGACAAUGGCACUGUAUCUUUGCUUUACCGUUGCCUUGGUAUUCAUGCAGUUCUUUGCGUCAAACAUUAUUGUUUUGACGACAUCCAUGUAUAUUGCCGGUCUGAUCUGGGGAGGCUAUCAUGUUCUCGCACCUACUUAUGCAUCUGAAGUGCUGCCGCUAUCUCUUCGGGGAUAUUUUACUGGCUACGUCCAGCUGUGCUAUACGAUUGGACAAUUCCUUCAAACGGGCAUCACCAGAGGUCUGGUGAAUCGACCUGACAAAUGGGCGUACAAGAUUCCCUAUGCUGUUCAGUGGGCAUGGCCUGUCAUCCUAUUGAUUGGUUUGAUCUGGGCCCCAGAAUCGCCUUGGUGGCUGAUGAGACAGAAUCGACUGGAUGAGGCUAAGAAGGCUCUUGACAAACUGACGAGUAAAGUUAUUCAGGACCAAAAUUUGAAUACCUUAGCGAUGAUGGCUCAGACAGACCUGUAUGAGCGCGAACAAGAAACUGGUACAACUUACUGGGAUUGCUUCAAGGGAUCUAACCGCAGACGACUUGAGAUUUGCUCGAUGUUGUUUGUGGUGCAAAAUUUUUCUGGUAAUCCCACUGGAUUUGCUACCUAUCUGUUUGAGCAGGUUGGGUUAAAUGCCGAGAAGGCAUUCGAUAUGGGUGUCGCCUUGAAUGGAGUAUCAUUUCUUGGAACCCUUUUAAGCGUCUUUCCGCUAGCUUGGUUUGGGCGACGGACCUCUUGGCUAUUUGGGCUAAGCUAUUCUGUCACUAUUCUCUGGAUCGUGGCACUCUUAUGUUUUGCCAAGGACUAUAGCUCUACGCCUUCUUACUCAUGGGCUCAAGCGAGUAUGCUUGUUAGCCUUCAAUUUGUGUUUGCUCUGACAAUUGGUCCUCUUGGGUUCAUUAUCUCGAGCGAGGUUCCAUCAACAAAGCUGCGAGCAAAGACGCUGUCUCUCACUGCAACCAUAAACGGGCUAUCAUAUCUUGUUCUUGAUAUUAUGGGGCCCUAUUUCUUGAAUCCGGGAGCACUUAAUGCUGGUGCAAAGAUCGAGUUUGUUUUCGGGGGCAUUUCUGUUUUCUCUCUCAUCUGGAGUUAUCUGAGACUUCCAGAGACCAAAAAUAGAACGUAUCAAGAGUUAGAUAUCAUGUUCGAUAGAAAGGUACCCACAAGAAAGUUCAAGACGUACCAAGAGUUUGAAGGAGAGACUUGA
Penicillium macrosclerotiorum is the source of this 1611-nucleotide messenger RNA. RefSeq lists its product as uncharacterized. The transcript has 2 exons. Gene Ontology annotation, molecular function: carbohydrate:proton symporter activity. The record is from RefSeq and is a predicted model, not a curated record. The coding region runs from base 1 to 1611 and encodes 536 amino acids. Gene Ontology annotation, cellular component: membrane. Gene Ontology annotation, biological process: transmembrane transport; carbohydrate transport. NCBI's taxonomy places the organism in Eukaryota, Fungi, Ascomycota, Eurotiomycetes, Eurotiales, Aspergillaceae.